AUGGACCUGGAAGCCUUGUUGAAUUCUUUAGGCUCUGGUGAGCUCGAUGAGGCCCUCGCAGCGAUGGAGAAACGCACCACGCAACUGGCUUGGGAGAAGUUACCAGAUAGGAUUGUUCUGUUGAGACAUGGACAGAGCGAGGGCAAUGUGGACCAUUUGCUAUACACUAGCAAGGGCGACAGCCGCUUGGAGCUCACCAAAAAGGGGCACUUGCCGAACCUGGCGCAAAAUUCUCGUUUGGCCGCACAAGUGGCCGAAAUGUCCAUCAUUCGCCCUGAAGUCUUGCGUGUGACACCUGCCUACAAGGCUUUGCAGAAAUGUGGAGAGGCUUUUCGACUCACCAGGGACCUUUAUCAUGAGAGUGAGCAGAGCGAAGAGAUCAGCAGCUUUUGGUCCCACUCUUGGCAUGGCAAUUCGUGGAAGAAGAUGCUCACCCUCAUGGUGCUGUACAAUGGUUUACCCUCGAUUCUCUGCGGCACAUGCGCUGCCUUCAUUCCGAUGGUCUUGUUUUCCUUCGGUUUGUUGCCAGGCUUUGUUCGUGUGGCAGGAGAGCAGGUCCUUUUCUCAGCGUGGAGCUUGGUGACUGGCUUCUUUGUUGCCCUUGCGACCUUCGUCUUGUGGAGACCACGGCAAGAAGUCUUCUUUGAUCGCAUUUGCAUCAAUGAGGAAAACCCAAGGCUAAAAGCGUCAGCCAUUUUGAGCAUCGCAGGGAUGUUGAAAAAAUCCCAGGAGAUGUUGGUGCUCUGGGACCCCAGCUGGAGUGAGCGACUUUGGUGCUUGUUCGAGAUGGCAGCCUUUUUGAAAUGCAAAAAGGCCCAGCAGAGACAGCAAGUUCUGAUCAUGAGGCCAACAUUUAUAGGUCCAUGCUCAAUCGCAGGCUUCUUCGCAUCUUUCGCUGCCAUGCUGGCUAUCAUUACAGUUCCCAUUGAUUUGACUGAGGUCCCACUGGCGCCCCUCAUGGGUGUUUUGGCUGUUGAUGCUCUAGGCUGUUUCUUUGCCUUAAUGGCAUUGCGUGGCUACUUUUCUUCAGUGGAGGUCUUGGAAAAGAAGCUGGGCUCCGCCAGUUUUGACCGGGUCAAAUGUCAUUGCUGCGAAUUUCACCAUUUGAGUGAAACUGGCCAACAUCUCUUGUGUGAUCGCGAGGUGUUGAAGCAAUGUGUGACCAUCUGGUUUGGUAGCACAGCAGCCUUUGAGGAAGCCGUUCGCUCAGAGUUGCGUGACGUUGUUGCCACAGAACUGCGCCAGGUGGCGAGUUGUGGCAGCUGUAAUGUGUUGUUGGACUUCUUCUUGAACCUUUGGGUGGACCUCCUGGUGAGCUUGGCUGUUGCCCUGCUUGGUGGGAUCUAUUUCUUGAUUCGCUGUCUUCUGCGUUCAACCUGGAUCCGCACCGGAGCCUUCGCAGGAUUCCUGCUCAUUCUUGGUGCCCUGGUCGAGCUGUUGAAGUGUGUCACGUUGACCAAAGGAUCCCAAGGCCGGGCAGCGACGCCAGCAUAUGAUGGAACUCAUGCCAAGGAGGCCGGAAAGCGCUUGCGUUCCAUCACACCUCCAGGUGCCAACAUCAUCGUUUGCACCUCCCCCUUCGAGAGGACUACACAAACACUGUUGGCAGUGUACUCUGGCGGCUUUGGGGGUCCAAAUCAGGACCUGGUGCAGCGCGUGCAUGUGGAUCCUCAGAUUCGUGAGCAAGAAUUUGGCAACUUUCAAGACCCUGGCCUGACUCAGAAGGUCAGAGUGGAAGAGGUCCGAGUCGGACGCUUCUACUACAGGCGUCCCAAUGCAGAGAGCUCUGCUGACGUCUUCGACCGAGUGACGCAGUUCUGGGAUAAACUGUUCGGAGACUUUACCGGCAACGGGAUGUUGACCCGCGACGAGGUGAAGUACGAUAUGUGCCUGGUCGUGACACACGGCUUGACCAUCCGUUUGAUGCUCAUGUGCUUGUUCGAAUGGUCCGUCGAAACCUUCGGAACUGUGUGGAACCUGGGAAAUUGCGAGCAUAUCGCCCUACAGAAAAACCUGGAGACCUGCAAAUAUGAGUUUUGCGUGGAAGAAUCCUGGCCCGCUCGGGUGCCCUGGGCAACACGUCAGGCCUGGAUUGUACUGGCCACCGCGCCCAAGCCGCAGGAGUUGGUUCACCGCUUAUCCAAGCUGCAAGAAGCGCGCGAGAAACUGCUGGAAGCUGAAAACGUGGCUGACACGGAGAUCGCCAAGCUGGAUAAGAUCAUUGAUGACAUGGAAAACCAGAUUUUGCGCGCAAGAUCGGAAGCAUACACAGUCAUCAACUAUUUGGAGAUCACGCAGCCUCGCACCAUGCAGAUCAGCGAGGUGAUUUGCCGACUCGUGGCAGGACAUGAUCACCAAGGCAAGAGCCCAGAGGAGAUGCAACAGAUGGUGGUGGAUGAAGCAAGACGAGAAAACAUGGAGCAGAAUAUCGAGUUCAUCGAUUGGUGGGGUGACCAGUUGAGUUUUCAGGGGAAGAUGCUGCGAACCAACCGGAUUUCCUACGCACAUCACCGGGUGAAGUCUGGGAACAUUUCACCAGUGUCACCCGUUCAUUCCAACAUUUCCAGCGCUUGA
Messenger RNA from Cladocopium goreaui, 2574 nucleotides. NCBI's taxonomy places the organism in Eukaryota, Dinophyceae, Suessiales, Symbiodiniaceae. The record is from the annotation of a GenBank genome assembly.